CUAUUGUCAUUCUCUCAAUUGUGAUAGGCAGGGUCGGUCUGCUAAAGCCACACGUGCAUUCUGGACUGUCGUAGAAGACGCCAUGCCGGAGAAAGGCACGCAGUACCCCUUACCAGAAAAGGGGGUGCAAACUCCGGACCAUUGGCCGCCGCGUGCAUCCAAGUCGGCUGUGCUCUGGGGGACAAGAUACAAGAAUCCCCAGCGACCGACUCUGAGGGUAUCUGCGCUUUCUCCCGUGCAAGAAUGCUCCGAGCCAGAGGCACGGGAGGAGACGACGCCUGGACGCGGAGGUGGUCGACGUCGCCGCCGCAGACGGCGCAACGUGGCCGCCCCGCAUCCCGAAAAUGAACCCACCGAGCAGACUCAAGCCCGCCGCCGCCGUAAGAAAAAAGCCGACCCCAGUGCGCCUUUUGACGAAACCUACGAAACCGUGCCCUUUGAUGAGACUUAUUCUGUCGCCAGCGAGUCUGGAACGGAUCAGUUUGGAACGACAACGGGCCAUGAUGAUGGAAACGUGACGGAAUCAAAAGCGCCAUCUACUGACCACCCACCCGAAACUGCAGUCUCGAAUGAGGAUGAGCGCUUGAUGCCUAAACCCCAGCGAACACGCACUCGUCGGUCGAAGCAGAAGAACGGAGAAGAGAUCGUCAAAGAUAUCGAAGAACAUAAAGAAACGGAGGUGAAAGAAGAAGAGGCAAAGAGAGAAGAGACGCCCACGGCAUCACCAGAGGACGUGAAGGGGGUUCCUGGGGACACCGCACCAAUUGAGAGGUCUGGGCGCCGCUUGUUCUCAGAGUCCUCCACUGGAUCCACAGAACAUAGGGAAGACUGUACCAGCCAAGACGAAGACGCUACCGCUGAUAAGAAGAAGUUGCGUAAGGAGCGGAAACGCCUGUUCUUUGAGCAGAAGUACGGAUACUUCCACUGCCAUAACUGUGACUGGCGCUGGGAGAGCGCUUACGUGUGGUGUGUGUCAGGGACGGACAAGGUAUAUUUCAAGCAGGAUUGCCGCCUAUGCCAGAACGCCAUCAACCCGUACUUUGUGGAGGGUCUCUACUGUGGUCGGUGCCGAGAGUCUCCCUGCAAGUGUCCACAACGCCCCCGUGCGGACAUGAGCAUGCAGUACAACCCCGGCGAGCUCAACUCAAGGAAGCUGCAUCGCCGGGAGCUUUGCCAUCGUUGCCGAGACAAACCUAUCCCUUGUAAUGCUAUUCCCAGCUUUAAGUACCAAGUCUAAAGAAACGACCUCCUCGGAAAUUCUAAGCAUUUGAUAUUCAAUGUAAUAUGAAUUGAUGCGAAGAACGAUGCGUGAUAGAAUUAUUAUUUUGCACUCAAAACGAAAACCAAUGAUUGUGUUCUUGAUAUUUUGAUUCAAUGAGGCCACAUUACAACUGUCCAUCGACAGAUUUUGUUGUUUUCUCUCUUUCGUUCUUACACGCUUGAGAACUGAAUUUUCUAUUACUCCAAUGUCUCAAGAAUGAAAAUGAUGAGAAUAUAGAUUAUGAUUUAUAUGACAAGAUAAGUAACUAUUGCGAUAAAUGUUUUGGCAAGAAAUACGAUUUAUUUAGUAUUCUUGAUUAGUUUUAUUUUAUUUUAUUUCUAUGGAUUUAUAUGAAGUUGACGAAAAAUGCUGUUAUGAACUACCAUAUUGCACUUUAAGCAAGUCAUCUAUGUCUAAUCAUGUAUUUUUUGGGACAUUGAUUAAUAAAUGAUGCAAGAUCUUCAU
This is a messenger RNA of Branchiostoma floridae (Florida lancelet), 1726 nucleotides long. RefSeq names its product zygote arrest protein 1-like. Gene Ontology annotation, molecular function: mRNA base-pairing post-transcriptional repressor activity. Bases 83 to 1237 code for a protein of 384 amino acids. The record is from RefSeq and is a predicted model, not a curated record. The transcript is spliced from 3 exons. Gene Ontology annotation, cellular component: cytoplasm. NCBI's taxonomy places the organism in Eukaryota, Metazoa, Chordata, Leptocardii, Amphioxiformes, Branchiostomatidae. Gene Ontology annotation, biological process: translation.